Durusdinium trenchii is the source of this 297-nucleotide messenger RNA. The record is from the annotation of a GenBank genome assembly. NCBI's taxonomy places the organism in Eukaryota, Dinophyceae, Suessiales, Symbiodiniaceae.
GUGCACCGCCACGACGCUCGAAUGGAGAUGGACCUCCGGGAGCAGGCACCAUACUUGCUGCGCGAUCUACGCGGUGGGCGUGAUAGAGACGCGCCACUGCAGGUGUAUCCGGACCGUCCUCGUUUGGAUCGCGAUCAUGCAGGUUUGCACGAUGGUCCGCCCUUUGGCUUCGGCUCAACUUUUGGGACUUUUGGCACGCAACCGGACGGACGACGUAGGGUGGCGCAUGGAGUCGGGGGAACCUCGAGCUUCCCGGCGCCUCAGAGCCCAGGGCUGGCAGAGGUCGUUGCUCGCUAG